Messenger RNA from Lolium perenne, 759 nucleotides. Its product is annotated as B3 domain-containing protein Os03g0212300-like. Lineage: Eukaryota; Viridiplantae; Streptophyta; Magnoliopsida; Poales; Poaceae. The record is from RefSeq and is a predicted model, not a curated record. Gene Ontology annotation, molecular function: DNA binding.
GUGUGUAUGUUGCUGCUACUUCCUGGAACUUGAGCACCUGACCUGAUCUUCCUCGACCCGGAGCAACAGCUCACCUCUCGGCGACUCCACGCGACGCACGGAUGGCCGGUCCCGGUGGCCGGCGAGGCGGUCGAGGCCGCGGUCCUGGGCGCCCCCGGGGCCGGGGAAGGGGCCGCCGCGGUGGAGCAGCAAGGGCCCCACGGUCACCGUCACCUGCAUCCUCCUCGUCUUCGCAUGAGGAACGCUGCUUCGAGUUCCUCCUCCGCAUCGACGACGACCCACUCGGCAUCAAGAGGCUACCGGACAAGUUCGCCGAGUUCGUCGACGGCGUCGAGCCGGCGCACUUGCAGCUACGGGAGGCUAGCUGCAACUUCUGCCGCUGGUCCGUGGAGGUCCUGUUCGACGGGCAGGGCAAGAUGUACCUGCACACGGGGUGGGACAAGUUCGCCCGUGACCUCCACCUCGAGCCCGGCUGCCAGCUCACCUUCCUGUACGAGGGGGACGGCGAGAUGAUCGUCAAGGUGUUCGACGACACCGCCUGCCGUGUGCACUACCCCCACACCGGCGAAUCCGGCUCGGACACCGAUAGUUAGGACUUAGAGUGUUGUCAACUCUAUCUUCGUUGCUUCGUGUUGUUUGAAUUCUAUAUUAAAUUGUAUGAAGCUACGAUGUUAGGUAUGAUGAUGUUAUGUCCAAAUAUCAAUCUCUUGUGCAUCCUACCUUGCCUCGCUGACACCAUCCCGGGAUGUUCAUAUUUGU